Molecule: messenger RNA, 488 nt
Organism: Protobothrops mucrosquamatus (brown spotted pit viper)
Lineage: Eukaryota; Metazoa; Chordata; Lepidosauria; Squamata; Viperidae
Product: aggrecan core protein-like
Exons: 4
Source: RefSeq, a predicted model, not a curated record
GCAAUGCACAGAACUACCAGUGGAUUGGACUAAGUGACCGAGCAGUGGAAGAUGACUUUCGCUGGUCUGAUGGACAUUCUCUUCAAUAUGAGAACUGGCGACCUAACCAGCCCGAUAACUUUUUUGACAAAGACGAAGACUGUGUAGUAAUGAUCUGGCAUGAGAAGGGGGAAUGGAAUGAUGUCCCUUGCAAUUACCACCUGCCCUUCACUUGCAAAAAAGGAACAGUUUCCUGUGGAGACCCUCCCGCAGUUGAGAAUGCCAGGCACUUUGGCAAAAAGAAAGACCGCUAUGAGAUCAACGCUUUGGUGCGCUACCAGUGCAAUCAGGGUUACAUACAGCGGCACGUGCCUAUCGUCCGAUGCCAAUCAAAUGGGCAAUGGGAAGAGCCUCGGAUAGCCUGUAUAGACUCCUCCACCUAUAAACGUAGACUACACAAGAGAAGUUCACGGUCCCGAUCAAGGACCAAUGGAAAGAUGACGGCAUGA